GCUCGGCUAUUUCACUGGCUGGCUGUUUUGUGUUGAUUGAAUGCUUAUCUGUUUUCACGCAGUCUUUACCGUUUUCUCCAGUCUCUCAGUCGGUUUUCUUUCAUUUUAGGCUUUUCUUAGUUAUGUGUUAUGGUAGCAACAUCGUAGUUUUGUCGUGUAGAUAAUGAACACUUUCAUGUUUCGAGAAACAUUUCGUGAAAAAGGAAGAAGUUGGAUUCACUUUUAUUUCUUAACAUGUGAUCAUGGAUGUAAAUAAUUAUUAAUGUAUUUCAAACAAAAUGGACGUGAAAGGCUCUAUUAGUGGAUGUGUUGUGAAGUGACUCCUUUUUUGGUUCUUUGCCUUUUACGACUUUUUUAUGUGAAGACAGACUGACAUUCAAGCAAAUACACUAAACACUUGCUCGAGAAAAAAAAACGUCGCGUGACGUGCUACAUGAUGUGCCAAGAAAAUAUUACGUCACAGCUGUCAGGUCUGCACCUAAGCAAAGGAAAAGGAUCCUAUCCACGUAUCAUGACUUGAAUCUCUGCAGAACUUCACACUGAAUGUGAUAAACAGCUAGGGCUAUUUAAUUAAUUUUCCACUUGUUUCCUAACCAGCCCCGGUUCCUCUAGUUUUAACGUCAAUUAACAAACCAAAGCCAAUAUUUUAAAAAAGUGUAUAGGGUCUCGAUAGAAACGUAAUACGAAAUUAUAUAUUUUUCUUAACCAAAGCUAGUCUAAGAUGUCGAAUCAAAUGCCGAUUUAUAGUCAAGUAGUGCCGAAGUCACAGUUCAAAGGUAAGAAUUCAAAAGGGAUGGCCACACGGGAGUCGAGGGGUCAGAAUCUAGCGAGGGCGGACUUUGACCCUUUGAAUUUCAACCACGGCGGAAACAUACAGUUGAUGAAUGCGCCUUUAGAGAACAGAAUUGAGAAGUUAGAGAAGAGGGAGUCGAGAAGGAAGGAAGAAAGUAGCAGAUCGAGACGGAAAACUGACUCGAGUGAGGGAAAGGUGGAGGCUUAUUUAAGGCAGAACCAAGUCAGCAUGAGGCAGCAGCAGCACAGGCAUUCCGCUGUGAGGCAAGCUGAGCACAGAGUUAAUCUUAGAUCUCUUCCUUUGAACGAAGUGUCAACCCCUCGAGGCCACGAUAGAACGCCGACAGACAGGCAUCGGGGCUUUCCAGAGAGAGAACGAGACGGCUGCAGGGAGUACCGACGUGAAAGAGAUAGAGAUAAAGAUCGAGAGAGAGACAAUUUUGAAUUUGACGGUACACCAUUAAGUCCGAUAGCAUCACGUGCUCAUGAUAAAGAUUCCAACCGGCCAGUGCGUAAGUCGUCAUCCGCGCAUAAAGUGACAGAGGCGACUAUAACGACGGACAAACGACGUUUCUUCUGCAGGGAGUGGGCCUUCCAGAAGAUCGCGCAUUGCCUUGAACAGCGGCCCGUCAGCAAGACGUGCGGGGCGCUUAUACUAGGAGACGCUGGUAGCGGUAAGACUGCGCUCUGUCAGGAGUUGAGUCAGCCGGGACAAGGUCCGCAGGCGCGGCAGCAGCGCGCUUUGAACAGGCGAUUGUUGGCACGAUAUUUUUUACAGGGUGACAAUGAGAACAGUCUCCGUCCUGGUGAGUUCGUGCGGUCUGUUGCUAUGCAGAUAUUAAGUCACUCGUCGCGACGUCCGCGAACUGACGCUGAGCGAGAUCAGUCGCCGAGAGACGAUUCUACUCCGCUCACUAACAGACGUAAUUCGGAAGAAGAACGAUUAAUACAGCGGUUCAGUGAAUUAGGCGAUGAUGGCGAGGAAAGUUCGAAGCCAUUGCUUGCGGAUAGUGAAGAGCAGCGUACAGAUGAGGAGGAGUGCGGCAGCGGGCGGCGCACGCGCACCAUAGAUCGCAUACAUGAGAGAGAUGCCUACACUGACUCCAUGCCCACAGCCUCCCAGCAACAAAAUGAGUUGCCCGAAAUCUUGCCACGUUCGAGCGUGAAAGCAACAAAUCCUUUCAUAAACGAUGAAAACAAUCCCGAUUUCCGUUUGUACGAAAAUCACGAGAAUCUAUUUUUACGUAACAUUUCGCAACGUCAAUCCAAAGAAAUGAGAAAUUCACGACUUUUGCGACAAAGCUCCGAACCUUUGAAUGAAAAGAAGCCAACUUUAUUACAAAAAAGUCUAUCUACGGAACAAAAGAACGAAAGUUCCAGUGAAAAUGAGAAGCCUAAAGUUGAAAAUAGUCCUCCGAAAUCUCGAAUACCUGUCGCUAACUUUCGAUAUCCGAAUAAAAGUGAUUUACGUCCUAAUUCAAAUGAAAACUCUCCACAUAAAAGAUUAGAUGAUAAAAAGGAACGACCAUCAUCGCCUAAAGCAGAAGAAUCUGAACUGCCAGAAUACCAAAAUAUAUUAACACAAGAGAUAGUAAACGAACAAAUUGAUAUAGAAAAGUUAUUAGAAAAGAAACGAUCAGAGAGUGAAGAUAUGCCUCCUCCUAUUCCUAGUCUACCUAUCAGUCCUAGGACGUUAAUAGCUAACGCAUAUUAUGACAAGCUGCUGUCAGAACCGGAGAUACAGCAAGCGUUACUGCCGCAUAACUUAGAGAAGAAUCCAGAUGAAUGCUUCAAGAAGGCUCUGUUGUUCCCUUUACUAGAGAUUGAUCCACCAAAACAGUGUUUGUUUUUACUCGUGGAUGCUAUAGAUGAAGGAUCUAUAAGUGGUCAAACUCAAAGCGAGAGUUCAGACAGUGUUGCGGCGCUGUUAGCUCGUCACCAACACUUGCUGCCGCACUGGUUGCUGCUUGUGUGUACUGCACGACGACAUUGCAAAGGACUCACUAAGAUGUUCACUGGUUUUCGAAAGAUAACACUAGACGAGCUGCAGCGUGCUCACGUGUCUGCUGACGUACAGCGCUACGUACUCGCACGUCUAGACACAGAGCCCAAACUAAGAGCACGUGUUUCGAGUGACUCCGCGGCUGCGGCGGCGGCUGCUGCUGCUCUCGACCAUCUCCGCAUCAAGAGUGACGGCUGCCUGCUGUAUCUAGAAAAGGUACUGGACGGUGUAGCGGAUGGAUUUAUUGCUUUGCGCGAGAUAAGAGAAAUACCUGGUACUCUCAACGGGCUGUAUCUGUGGCUGGCGCAAAGAUUGUUUCAUGGACGGCGAUUCACUAAGGUCCGUCUUCUGCUGGAUGUGCUGCUGGCGGCGCGGUGCGGCGUCACCGAGGAGAUGCUGUACAAGUGCCUGCUCACAAAGGAGUACAGCGUCACUAGAGAAGAUUUCAAUAGGAGGCUGCAUCUGCUGAGGAGGAUACUAGUGAUGGAGCGGUCGACUGGAUUCCUCUCCAUCUUCCACCACUCCUUCGCUGCUUGGCUAGUGGAUGUGAAGCACUGCACGCGACGCUACCUCUGCUGUCCCCCCGACGGACACGCCGCCAUCGCCAUGUACUACACACUUGAUGCUAAGAGAUUAAGUGCAUUAGAGAUUCAUAACUAUGUGUACCAUAUGACACAUUUGGAGCAACAUAUGGCCGCGCAGAAGAAAAACAAACAAGAAGAUCAAGAUGAUGCACUGGAUCUCCACACGCUGAUCCUGCUCUGGGUGUUGGACUCGGGAUGUGAUGUUGAGUCCGCUUUGAAGAGAGAAACUGAAUCUAUUAAACAAAUUGAACAUACUGAUUCUGAGAAUAAUGAAAUAAAGCCGGAAGAAAAGGAAUUGGAUCCAGAAUCUGAAGGCAAGGAUUCACUAUCAGAGCCGUCAGCCCUAGAGUCACUAAUGCCGGAGCUAGUGGGCGGCGGCGACGCGCAGUGGCCGCGUGACCGUCGCGUGAUGCGCGCGUUGCUCGAGCUCAGCCGCGCCGAGCCCACACCCAACGUGUCAGACAGCGAACACCUUGAUGAUAUUCAAGAUUUACAUGAUUUGUUAUCCACGGAGCAGGUAAUGGAGGGUGAAGAGACGCAGGAGGGAAGCGCGGAGGAGCCGGAGGAGGUGGUGGUGGACCCCGCCACAGUGCACGAGCUCGCCACGCGCGGGGAUGACGAUACACUCGCUAUACUAUUGAAGCGGUACCCGCAGCUAGCUCUAGCUACAGACACAUCAGGCAGCACGGCGCUGCACGCUGCGGCGAGGGGAGGACGCGCGGGGUGCGCGGCGCUGCUGCUCCGUGCUGGCGCUGAUGCCUCCGCAGCUGAUGCUGAUGGCUGGAGUCCUUUGCGAGCUGCAGCCUGGGCUGGACAUAGCGAGGUAGUAGAAGUUCUGCUUGAACAUGGCUGUGACGUGGACUGUGUUGAUGCUGAUAAUCGAACUGCACUGAGGGCGGCGGCGUGGUCAGGACAUGAGGCGGUGGUGGCGCGGCUGCUGGCUGGUGGUGCUCGGCCUGACCUGGCGGAUGCUGAGGGACGCACUCCGCUCAUCGCCGCCGCAUACAUGGGACAUGCUGACAUCGUGCGCGCUCUUCUUGACGCUGGAGCUGAUGUUGAUCACUCGGAUGCGGAUGGUCGCACAGCUUUAGCAGUGGCUGCGCUGUGUGCUGCGGGCGCGCCCUGCGCAGCACUGCUCAUAGAGCGGGGAGCGGAUGUGCACAAGGCGGACAGAGACCGCGCCACACCGCUACUGGUGGCUGCCUUCGAGGGGCAUACUGAAAUUUGCGAGUUACUACUGGAAGCGGAGGCAGAUAUUGAGGCGAGUGACAUGGCGGGGCGCACAGCGCUGUGGGCGGCCGCGUCCGCUGGCCACGCGCGCACAGUGCGCCUGCUGCUCUUCUGGGGCGCCUGCGUCGACAACAUGGACGCAGAGGGCAGGACUGUACUCAGCACCGCAGCGGCACAAGGCAAUGUGGAAGUGGUCAGACAGCUGCUUGACCGAGGUCUCGACGAGCACCAUAGAGAUAAUUCUGGUUGGACUCCUCUUCAUUAUGCUGCUUUUGAAGGUCAUGUAGAAGUGUGCGAGGCGCUGCUGGAGGCGGGUGCGAAGGUAGACGAGGCGGACAAUGACGGCAAGGGUGCGCUGAUGCUGGCAGCGCAGGAGGGACACACCCGACUCGUCGCGCUGCUGCUCGACGACUGGGCAGCGCCUGUAGAUCAGCACGCGCACGACGGCAAGACUGCUCUUAGGUUGGCAGCAUUAGAGGGCCAUUUCGAGACGGUCGCAGCGCUGCAGGAGCGCGGCGCAGACGUGGACGCGCUGGACGCGGACAGACGUAGCACUCUGUAUGUGCUUGCGCUCGACAACCGGCUCGCUAUGGCGCGUCAGUUGCUCGCGUGCGGUGCCAGCGUACACUGCAGUGACAGCGAGGGACGUACUCCGCUACAUGUAUCCGCCUGGCAAGGUCACACGGAAAUGGUGAAUUUACUUAUAACUGUCGGUGGCGCUCGUGUGGAUGGACGCGAUCGUUGCGCGCGCACGGCGUUGCACGCGGCGGCGUGGAGAGGCAGGACAGCGGCGCUGAAGGCGCUGUUACGACACGGUGCUUCGCCCUCCGCAGUUUGCACACAGGGUGCUACACCCCUCGGUAUCGCGGCACAAGAGGGGCACGAGGAGUGCGUGCUAUGGCUUCUGCAACAUGGAGCUGAUCCCAUGCAGGCUGAUCACUGUGGUCGUACUCCAGCCAAGGUGGCGUGGCGUGCAGGACAUGCUAACAUCUGCCGUCUGCUGGAGCGCUGGGCGGCGCCAUCCGCGCCCGCUGUACCCGUAGCGACUGCUGCACCACCAGUGCCCGCUCUAGAAGAACUGCCGCGACCUAGACCUGCAGGUUCGCCGGAUUACAAACGUCGUAGCGUACACAGUUCUAACUCGACAAAAUCGUCGUCUAACUUGACUGGUGGGUCUGCUCGUUCACACGAACAACCAGAACAAGAUAUGUCAACACAUGAUAAGACAAAUAGAGCCAAUCUAUCGCUCUCAUUCGCCCAGCAAGUGGCGCGAUGUGGUCGAAGUCGUCGCGAGAAAGAGAGAGACGAACCUAUACCGGAACAUCACGCGGUAGAAAAAGAUGCUAAACUAAGAAGCUACAUAGCUAAUGAGCGCGACGCAGAGCUACAAGGGUAUGCGCGUGCGCGGGGCCGAGGGCGGGACAGGCGGCGCGAGGAGCGACACGGCUGCGACCGCGACACCUCCCCGCUCUACGCCUCACCGCCCCGCAGCCCCCUCAGUGAUGUCUGCAGCCCCACUGCCCCCGCACCCGCCCCCGCCCCCGCCCCACACGCACCACAGCCCUUAGCCGCAUUCGGAUCCCAGCCGGCCAGCCUGAGCGGUGUGCAGCCUGUGGUGACGGAUACGCACUUCAACCGAGACACGCACAUGCGUAUUAUAUUGGGCCGUGACAACAAGACACCCGGUGACAGGCAAGACAGCGAGGUGUGGAGUAGGCGGGGCCGGGCCGCUUACACCAGCAUAGUGGGCAGUAUCGACAGAGCGCGCGGACGAAUAUUUAAAAAAACUAAAAACAAAAGGAACGGCAUCGUGACCAAUCCAGCGAUGCGGCUUGUGAACAAUGUGAGGAAUGGUCUUGAUAAUGCUGCAGCGAAUAUUCGGCGUACGGGUGUUGCGCUCGCAGCUAGCGCCAGUUCCGCCAACCCAGCUGUCAAGACAAACGCUUUCCAGUGGCGCAAAGAGACACCGCUCUAAAAUAGAUGGCGCUGUCU
This is a messenger RNA of Papilio machaon (common yellow swallowtail), 6600 nucleotides long. RefSeq names its product ankyrin repeat domain-containing protein 50. The record is from RefSeq and is a predicted model, not a curated record. Gene Ontology annotation, molecular function: protein binding. NCBI's taxonomy places the organism in Eukaryota, Metazoa, Arthropoda, Insecta, Lepidoptera, Papilionidae. The transcript has 39 exons. The coding region runs from base 722 to 6583 and encodes 1953 amino acids.